AAUAAUACUUGACUAUCCAAUAUCACAAAGAGAGAACAAACCUCCUAAACACCGCCAAAGCUAAAAAAAUUGUAGCAAGACCAGAGAAAUUAUUGGAAACAAGUGUUGAAGUGGGUGCUAGAACGGAAUAGCAGAUGGCAAAAAAUGAAACAAACACAGAGAGAACCAGAAGCUGAAUCAGAAGCUUGAAGUCGGAAAAACAAAGGAGCCGUUGCUGGAAACCCGGGAUGAAGCAGCAGUCGUGCGCGAACCAAAAAACCGCUCCGAGUGGGCGCGAUGGAACUAGACACUGACGCGAAGGAGCCGGAAGAGCAGCGCGAACCGGAGGCGCUGAGUGUGUGCGACGGAACCUAAAAAUGCGCUGGGUGUGCGCGACAGGACCAGACACCGUGCGCGAAGAGACUAGAGGGGCAGGGCAAACCAGAGUAGCCGGGUUUGUGCGAUGGGACCAGAGGGUCAGGUCAGGUUGCGCGAACCAGAGUGGGGAGCAGCAGAAACUAGAGGUCGUGCGUGAGGAAGCAGCACGAACAGCCUGGUGCGACCGGAGCAGAUGGAUCAGGUAGGUCGGAGAUGAUCACCGGGAUAGGGUGGCAGGCCGCCGGUGAGGCUGGGACUCCAUUUGAGUGGAACGGAAACCAAGCAGCAUGGAUGCUAUAGAUAUACAUAAUCGUGCUCGGGUUGAAGUAUCAAAUCUGAAGGAUGAAAGAAGUGAUUUUGAUUUAGGGACGACCAAGAAGAAAGAAAGUCAGAAAUUUCAAAAGGAUCGACAUCAAAACUCCAAAAAUACAGGGGAAGAAUAUGGGAAAAACAGAACUUCAAUCGCUCCCAGCACAAGAGGCAGUAAUUUGAAUAUGUUGGAUAAAGGUGGUUCUCCAACUAGUGAGUCAAGCCUUACAUCUUCUCCUGUUGUAGGUCCAGCUCCACUUUGUCGGCAAUUCUGGAACGCGGGAAACUAUAAAUUGUUUCAGGAUCAGAGUAAAAAAUUUUCAUAUCUAAAAAGGGGAAGUAGUUAUUUGCAUGUGCACCCUAUGUUCCUUCACUCCAACGCCACAUCUCAUAAAUGGGUCUUCGGUGCUUUUGCAGAGCUACUUGACAAUGCUAUUGAUGAGCAGAUAGAAAAUGGUGCUACUUUUGUUAGUGUGGACAGAAUCUUCAAUCCUAGGGAUGGGAGUCAUGCUUUGGUAAUCCAAGAUGAUGGUGGUGGGAUGGACCCAAAUGCUAUAAGGCAUUGUAUGAGCUUUGGGUUUUCAGACAAACAAAAGGAGCAUGCCAUUGGAAAGUAUGGAAAUGGCUUCAAGACUGGCUCUAUGAGACUUGGGGCAGAUGUUAUUGUCUUCAGCCGUCACUCUAAAACUAGGAUGCUGACUCAAAGUGUUGGACUCCUCUCUUAUACAUUUUUGAGACAACUGGACUACGACAGAAUAGUUUUACCUGCAGUGGACUUUAAAUUUAGCUCAUCAACUGGAGCAUUUAUACCAAUUCGGGAUCAUGGUGAAGAACAUUUUUCUUCUAAUCUGUUUAUGCUGUUGAAGUGGUCCCCUUUCGCAACUGAAGAACAAAUGUUAAAACAAUUUGAUGAUAUAGGACCUCAUGGAACGAAAAUCAUAAUUUACAAUCUUUGGAUGAAUGACAACGGGGAGAUGGAAUUAGAUUUUGAUUCUGAUCCUGAGGAUAUUCAUAUUACUGGUGAUCCAAGGCUGCUAGUUUCUCAGAGAAUUGACCAGCACAUAGCUAACCGAUACCAAUAUUCUCUUCGUGCAUAUUUGUCCAUCUUGUAUCUGCGGCUACCCACGCAUUUUAGUAUUAUAUUGCGGGGACAACUUAUUCAGCAUCAUAAUAUUGCGGAUGAUCUUAAGCUUCACGAAUUCAUCUUGUAUGAACCUCAGGCUAGUGGAACUGAAGAGGCUAAAGUUGUCACUACCAUUGGGUUUUUGAAGGAAGCUCCUCAUGUAAAUAUUCAUGGUUUUUGUAUCUACCAUCAGAAUCGGCUUAUAUUGCCAUUUUGGCCUGCAGUUAAAAAUGCGUCAGGCAGUCAGGGAAGAGGGGUUGUUGGCGUUCUGGAAGCAAACUUUAUUCAGCCUACUCAUAACAAGCAAGAUUUUGAAAGGACUUCUCUUUUCCAAAAGCUUGAAACUCGAUUAAAGCAGAUGACAGCAGAAUUUUGGAAGCUUUAUUGUGGACAGAUUGGUUAUCAACCGGUGGUUAAAGUAUCUCCCAGGGUAGCACAUUCUACAGAGCCACUUUCUUUAAAUCUUGCAAGACCUGUACCAGACCCUGGGCUAACUACCCCUGUUCUCUCUGGAAGGAAGAGAAGAUCUCCUGAUUCACACUCAAAUAAUCUCCACCAAGGAUUCGAUGGGAAGAUGCAGCACGAUUCUCAAGUGCAAGUAGAACAUGCAGGAACAGAAUCCUGUUCAACUGGUUCGGGGAAGCAUGAGAAGGAACAGCCUAACGAUAUCGUCAAGAACCAGUCACAUGAUCAAGAGAGGAUUAAUCAUCUGUUGCAAGCAAGAAAGGAGCUCCAGUCGCAGAUAUUGGGAUGGGAGAGGCAGGAGCCAGAGCUUAACUUGAAGGUGCAGCAACUUCGUCACGAACUAGAGGAAGUUCGAAGACUAUAUGAGACUUUGAUGGCUGAAUCAGAAGCCAUGGUCAGUGUCAAGGAGGAGAGGGGCCUGUAAAUGGGGUGUAAGUAGUGAUAUAUUUUAUAGGUAUAGAUCAGGAAGGUGCCAUUUAAAGAUUUAGAUAGUCAAUGAAGUCUUUCGGAAUAGAUAUAAAACAAACAGGGAAAGAGAAUACCACCAGUGUUAUAUCAUAGCCAAUGAGGUGAAAAACCCAAGUGUUUAUAGGUCAUAGAAGUCAUAGUUUGUUUUCUUGGAUGAAUGUAAUUAACAGGAAAAAGGAUUUGGAUGAAAGUGCCUUUGGAUCAGUAUGGCAUUUCGUAAUUUUCUAAAGGAGGGGUAUAUAUAUAUAGCUCAAGGAUAAAGGUAUAUUUUCCCA
This is a messenger RNA of Carica papaya (papaya), 2997 nucleotides long. Its product is annotated as protein MICRORCHIDIA 6. Gene Ontology annotation, cellular component: nucleus. NCBI's taxonomy places the organism in Eukaryota, Viridiplantae, Streptophyta, Magnoliopsida, Brassicales, Caricaceae. The record is from RefSeq and is a predicted model, not a curated record. Gene Ontology annotation, molecular function: ATP hydrolysis activity.